Messenger RNA from Insectozyma verbasci, 1828 nucleotides. The record is from the annotation of a GenBank genome assembly. Lineage: Eukaryota; Fungi; Ascomycota; Pichiomycetes; Serinales; Debaryomycetaceae.
AUGAGUAAUAAUGAUGCAACUUUAGAUCAAUCAACUAGUGACAGUAUUCAUAGUUUAGACUCAAAUGAUUUUAUAAAACCAGAAAAUUCAACUCGUCAACAACCUCGACCAUAUGCUAAUGAAGCAUUAAAUCAAGAAUUGAAUCCAGAUACUGAACCUGAAUUAUAUGCUAAUGUUUUAGCUUAUGGUGUUCCUGAAAAUGGUGAUGAAUUAACAAGAGAUGAAGCAAGUGUUCAAAUGUCAAAAGUAAUAUCUCGAAGAAUGAUAGGUACUGAUGAUAUAUUAAGAAAAGAACAAUUAGAAAAUGAUGAAAUCCUACCUAGGGUAAAUGAAGAUUCAACUGAAUUACCUCCAAUGUUACCAAAUAGAGAUCCAUAUACGGUUGGUUAUUUAGGAGUGAAUGAUCCAAUACAUCCUCAUAAUUAUUCACUUCCGAGAAAAUUAAAAUCAACUUUUGCUUAUGCAAUGUCUGCAUUAUCAAUAGCAAUGGGUUCUGCAUUGUUCAGUGCUGCUCAAACUGAAUUAAUGAAAAUUUAUCAUAUAAAUGUUUCUGUAGCAGCACUUAAUACUUCCCUUUUUGUACUUGGUUUUGCUGCUGGUCCUGUGAUAUACGCUCCAUUGAGUGAAUUAUAUGGUAGAAAGACAUUUAUGUGUUUGGCAAUGUUUUUAUAUGCUGUUUUUUCAUUUGCUGUUGCAACUGCAGAAAAUUUACAAACUAUUAUAAUAUGUCGUUUCUUUGCUGGGUUUUGUGGUAGUGCUCCUGUUGUUUUAGCAGCUGCGGGAUUAUCAGAUUUAUUUAAUACAAGACAAAGAGGUUAUGCAAUUACUAUAUUUUCAAGUAUGUAAACAAAGAUUUUUAAUUUGAGAGUCUAUUACUAACUUUAUUUUGGUGGUUCUUUUUGGUGGUCCAAUGAUUGCACCUAUACUUUCAGGUUUUACAGUUAAGAAUUCAGCAUUAGGUUGGAGAUGGACAUCAUAUUUUUGUGGUAUAUUAGGUGCAUUUGCAUUUGUUUUAGAUAUUUUCUUAUUAGAUGAAACCCAUCAUCCAAUUAUAUUAGUUAAGAAAGCUGAAAUGUUAAGAAGAAAAACUGGUAAUUGGGGAAUUUAUGCACCUCAUGAAGAAUUAUCAUUAAACCUUAAAGAAAUUGUGGAGAAUAAUAUAACUAGACCUUUGAAAUUAAUGGUUACUGAAUCAAUUAUAUUAUUGGUCAGUAUUUAUAAUGCUUUUAUUUAUGCUAUGUUAUACAUGUUUUUAACUGCAUUACCUAUGAUUUUUGGAACAAGACGAGGGUGGAGUGAAGGUGUUCAACAAUUACCAUAUAUUGCAAUGUUAUUGGGUAUAUUCAUUGGCUCAUUUAUUAUUAUUUUUUUUGAGAAACGUUAUUUGAGAGCAAUGGAUGCAAAUGGUGGUAAACCUCAACCUGAAGUAAGAUUAUCUCCAGUGAUGGUAGGUGGAUUCAUAUUUGUUAUUGGUAUAUUUUUAAUGGCAUGGCUGGGAGAUUAUCCAGCUGUUCAUUGGAUUGUACCUUGUAUUGGUGCUUGUUUUGUUGGUUGUGGUUUAAUCUCAAUCUUUUUACCAACAAUGAAUUACAUUAUUGAUAGUUAUUUAUACAUUGCAGCUUCAGCUUUGGCUGCAAAUACCUUCAUAAGAAGUGGAUUAGCAGCGGUCAUGCCCCUCUUUUCAUACCAGAUGUUUCAUAAUUUGACAAUUAAAUGGGCUGGGACUUUAGUAGCUUUACUUGCAACAUUAUUACUACCAAUGCCGUUUUUUUUCUAUAAAUACGGUAAAGGAUUAAGACAAAGAAGUAAAUAUUCAUAUAAAGGUUAA